AGUCCGCUCGGCGCGAGCGCGGGGACGCGGGAGGCUCGCGGAGUAGGAACAGUUUUCGCGAGCAGCCGUCAGGCUCAGCCCCGCUCCCGGCCCCGCCGCGCCGCCCAGGGACCUGCUAUGGCCACGUCUAUACUUGGGGAAGAGCCGCGCUUCGGAACGACCCCGUUGGCCAUGCUGGCGGCGACCUGCAACAAGAUCGGCAACACGAGCCCCCUGACGACGCUGCCGGAGUCGAGCGCCUUCGCCAAGGGCGGCUUCCACCCCUGGAAGCGCUCCUCGUCCAGCUGCAACCUCGGCUCCAGCCUCUCGGGCUUCGCCGUGGCCACCGGCGGCCGCGGCUCGGGCGCUCUGGCGGGCGGCUCGGGCGCAGCCAACAGCGCCUUCUGCUUGGCGUCCACGUCCCCCACGUCGUCCGCUUUCAGCAGCGACUACGGCGGCCUCUUCUCCAAUUCGGCGGCGGCCGCGGCGGCGGCGGCCGGGGUGUCCCCGCAGGAGGCGGGCGGCCAGUCGGCCUUCAUCUCCAAGGUGCACACGACGGCGGCCGACGGCCUGUACCCGCGCGUGGGCAUGGCGCACCCGUACGAGUCGUGGUACAAGUCCGGCUUCCACUCGACGCUGGCGGCGGGCGAGGUGACCAAUGGCGCGGCGUCGUCGUGGUGGGACGUGCACAGCAGCCCGGGCUCGUGGCUGGAGGUGCAGAACCCCGCUGGGGGGCUCCAGAGCUCGCUGCACUCGGGCGCCCCCCAGGCCUCGCUGCACUCGCAGCUCGGCACCUACAACCCCGACUUCAGCUCGCUCACGCACUCGGCCUUCAGCUCCACCGGCCUCGGCUCCUCGGCCGCCGCCGCCUCGCACUUGCUCUCCACCAGCCAGCACCUGCUGGCCCAGGACGGCUUCAAGCCGGUGCUGCCCUCCUACUCGGACUCCAGCGCCGCCGUGGCGGCCGCCGCCGCCAGCGCCAUGAUCUCUGGCGCCGCGGCCGCCGCCGCGGGGGGGAGCUCGGCGCGCUCGGCCCGCCGCUACUCCGGCCGCGCCACCUGCGACUGCCCCAACUGCCAGGAGGCGGAGCGGCUGGGCCCGGCCGGGGCGAGCCUGCGGCGCAAGGGCCUGCACAGCUGCCACAUCCCCGGCUGCGGCAAGGUGUACGGCAAGACGUCGCACCUGAAGGCGCACCUGCGCUGGCACACGGGCGAGCGGCCCUUCGUGUGCAACUGGCUCUUCUGCGGCAAGCGCUUCACGCGCUCGGACGAGCUGCAGCGGCACCUGCGGACUCACACCGGCGAGAAGCGCUUCGCCUGUCCGGUGUGCAACAAGCGCUUCAUGCGCAGCGACCACCUGAGCAAACACAUUAAGACGCACAACGGGGGCGGCGGGGGCAAAAAGGGCAGCGACAGUGACACGGACGCCAGCAACCUGGAGACGCCCCGCUCCGAGUCCCCCGACCUCAUCCUGCACGACUCCGGCGUCAGUGCCGCCCGGGCGGCGGCGGCCGCGGCGGCGGCGGCGGCCGCGGCGGCAGCGGCUGCGGCCUCGGCGGGAGGCAAGGAAGCCGCGUCUGGCCCCAACGACUCUUAGAGGCCGGGCGUGAGGCGCGAGCGAGCGAGCGAGCGACUAGAGACUAUGAGAACGAGCGAGAGGUUCGGAGGGCGAGCGAGCGGGGGACGGAC
Molecule: messenger RNA, 1667 nt
Organism: Sus scrofa (pig)
Lineage: Eukaryota; Metazoa; Chordata; Mammalia; Artiodactyla; Suidae
Gene: SP9
Product: Sp9 transcription factor
Biological process (GO): regulation of transcription by RNA polymerase II
Molecular function (GO): DNA-binding transcription factor activity, RNA polymerase II-specific; RNA polymerase II cis-regulatory region sequence-specific DNA binding
Source: RefSeq, a predicted model, not a curated record